AUGAACGAAAAUAAAAAGAGAAAACUUGAAUCACAGGACGAACGAUCACAAAUACCCAAGCAUCAACAUGAACCCAUAGACCAUGAUCAUCACUACGGAAUAUUUAUUAACAAUUGUUUACUUUCAAUGGAUGUCGUUGAAACUCACAUUUUGAGUUAUUUGAAGGAUGUAGAUUUAUUACAAGUGGCUUGUACUUGUCAAUGUUGGAGAUUUGCAGUCGGAUUACAAGCUCCCAAGAGAGAUUUAUUUUUAUUUGAUGAAAUUCUAAGUGAGAAUGAAAUGAAAUAUGGAUUGAGUCUUCUUUGGAAAUCCAUCACCUUGAUUGCGUGUCGAUAUGAAAAAUUAUUAUCAACCUUUCAUUGUGGUAUCACAUCAUUGACAAUCAUUGGAGGUCAAACCAAUCGAUCAUUCGUUCAACAAUUGUGUACUGGAAAGUUUGAAGCAUUGCAACAGUUGGCAUUGAUCAUUUGUGGAUACUCGUCGCAACAAGUAGAAUGGCUGUGUGAAAUGAAUGAAUGUUUUCCAAAAUUGAAAUAUUUUGAUUUUACAGAGCAAAGACCAAUAGUCUCUACAGACCCGAAAUUAUUUCGAUUACUCAACAAGCUUUCACAUGUUGAACAUUUUAACAUGAACCACAAGUACAAAUCAGUCCAUAAAUACACAGAUGCCAUAGAAAGACGGAAUACACAAUUGACCUAUUUGGCAAAAAAUUUAUCCAAAGGUACAGGUCAUGACCUUCGAACAGUGGCAUUGAUAUUUUAUGACGGAGCAGAUUACUUGAAAAAAGAUUAUGAAAAGGCCUUCAAAUAUUAUUCUAUGGCUGCCAAUAGUGGUGAUCACAAAUCACUCGAAUACGUUGGAUACAUGUAUGAGACUGGAAAGGGUGUUCAAAAAGACAACACACGAGCGUUUGAAUGUUAUUCAAGUGGAGCCAAAACCUUGAACCGUCCAAAUCUUCAUCUACGAGUGGCCAAAAUGUAUGAACAUGGUGUUGGCACACCGAGAGACUUGAAAAAAGCUGUUGAACAUUAUGAAUUAUGUUCUCACACUUGCUCGGAUGCAGCCGAGUUCAUAGGACGGGUCUAUGAAUUUGGACUUGAAGAAAUUGGUAUUUCCAUCGAUGAAACCGUAGCAUUGGAGUUUUACAAAAGAGCAAGUAGUUUCAAUGCAGAAAUUCAAUUCAAAAUUGGACACAUGUAUGAAAUGGGAAAAGGUACACCAAUGAAUCUCUUCUCUGCUGCAUAUUAUUAUCAGAAAAGUGCAAAUUUGGGAAAUAUUGAAGCUGAUUAUGCAUUGGGACGACUUGCAUUGCAUCAUGGACAAACGCCAGCCCAAACUGGUCUGGAACACUUGAAGAAAGCAGCUCUCAACAAUCACGUGAUGGCUCUGUACGAACUCGGAACUGUCUAUGAACAAGGUUUAUUAGAUGUGAAAGCAGCUGACCCCGAGCAAGCAUUACAAUAUUUUGAAAUGGCUGCCUCAAAAGAGAAUGUCCUUGCACAAUGUAAAUUAGGUUUCAUCUAUGACAUGGGUACGUGUGGAGUUGAGAAAAGCGCUGAAAAAGCCAUUCAAUGGUAUUCCAAAGCUGCUCACCAUGGAGACAUGAAAAAUUUAGGACUUGUGUAUCUGUAUGGAAGAGGUGUGCCAGUGGAUUUGGAACGAGCCAUGAACUAUUUGAAAUUAUCAGCAGAAAAAGGAAAUGCAGAUGCAGCAUUUACGAUGGGAACACUCUAUGUGAAAGGAAACUCGAAUGUUGAAAACAAUCCACAGAAAGCUCUUCAACAUUUCACACACGCCAUUUCUCUCAAUCCCAAUCACACCGUAUCGAUGUAUGAAAUUGGAAAAUUGUAUGAGAGACGUCUUCUCGUUACGGAAGAGCAACCUGAAUCAACGUUGGAUUUCACAGCACUCGAUUGGUAUUUACGUGCAUGUUCGAGUAGUAACGACGAAUUCUUGGAAGCUUGUUAUAAGGUUGUGAAAAUUGCUGGACGACUUAAAUAUUUACAAGAUGCCUAUUCCAAGUUGAAUGAAUUAAUGAAAAAAAGAGGAGAUCAAUCAUCAUCGUCGUCACCUCUUGCAUUGUAUUUAUUGGGAAAAAUUCAUGAAAAGGGACAUCUUGUAGGAGUGGAUCAUUCACAAGCGUUUAAUUAUUAUGAAAAAGCAGCCAAGCUAGGAUUUGAAAUGGCUCGAAAACGUUUGGAAAAUAUGGAACUUGUCAUGUAA
Naegleria lovaniensis is the source of this 2223-nucleotide messenger RNA. RefSeq lists its product as uncharacterized. Gene Ontology annotation, molecular function: protein binding. The coding region runs from base 1 to 2223 and encodes 740 amino acids. Lineage: Eukaryota; Heterolobosea; Eutetramitea; Acrasida; Naegleriidae. The record is from RefSeq and is a predicted model, not a curated record. The transcript has a single exon.